Molecule: messenger RNA, 3451 nt
Organism: Nasonia vitripennis (jewel wasp)
Lineage: Eukaryota; Metazoa; Arthropoda; Insecta; Hymenoptera; Pteromalidae
Product: lisH domain-containing protein ARMC9
Exons: 15
Coding region: 455-3169 (904 amino acids)
Biological process (GO): cilium assembly
Cellular component (GO): centriole; ciliary tip; ciliary basal body
Source: RefSeq, a predicted model, not a curated record
AUAUAGACUAUAGGCUUCUGCUAUAGCUAUUGCUAUGGGUGAAUACUGAAUAUCCUGCCGCAGACGCUCGCUGUUGUUGUUUGAUGACGUUUCGAUGACAUCGCAGGUGUGUGCGCGGUCGUAAGGUCUAUCCUACUACUAUUGAAGAUUUUUUCGAGUUCGCCACUUCCGCAUGAGUUUGUUUACAUUUUGUUUUGAACCAUCAGCUGGAGUUGCACGAAGAUAAUGAACGCGAAUGCUUUGUUACCGCAUGAGAUUGAUUAAAAACUAUGGAAUAUUGUGCAGUUGAUUUUCAUUUUUGAUAUUUCGACUGGCCAGUGUCUAACUGAUUUUAAUCGCGAUUUCAUGGUAAUAUCGCUCCACUUCGCUCGUUUAUAAAUAACUCGUCUAUUGAUUUCCGAUUUACGGAAUAUAUAAUGAAUCGAAACGUAAUUUCCCUUCACGUAAAGUGAUAAUGGAGAUGCCACGAGGUUCUCGACCCGAGGAGGAAACAAUUAUUAUUAGAAAUAAAGAAGAAGAGGCUGAUCCACUAUUGGUCAAAAGAUCUUUGCAUAAUGAGUUAAGGUUUUCACAAAUAAUAAAUAACAAUGCAAAUAAUGUUUAUGCUUCAUUCGAAGUACCCAACAAAGUCUGUGAUAAAAUUAUGUCAGAAUUUAUAGCUGGGGAUUGGCAAACAUUUUUUUAUAUCUGGGAUGUUUCAUUUAUAUCAGAAAUCAAGGAGUCUAUAGAGUAUAAAAUUUUAACUUUGAAGCUCAGGGUUCAUUUUGCUAUUCUGCCAGUACGUAUUGUUCAACUGCAUCAAACCAAGUCUGACAGAUCUCACAAAGUGACUACUAUUUUGAAUAAUGUAUCUGAUAAAUUUAGUUCUGUAGAUGAUGAAAAGGAAAUAGAUGAUCGAGCAAAAUUAACAGUUGACAGUAUGAAACAACUAGAGGACUUUUUCAAUUCUCAUGAUGGACAAAAGUUAACUUUGGAAUUAAAAGAUAAUUCAUUCAUGGCAUUUUUUGCUUUACCGUAUAUUGUCAAUCCCCAGGAAGAUGAAUCAGUGAAAAAAAUAUUUAGGAUUGAAUGGUUGGAGGAAUUAACUACUGAUUUAGAGACAUUUACGAGUAGAACAUUUUUUAAAGAACAGUGCAUCAAAGAACAAAUAGAAACAACUAAUCAUCAAAAUUUCUUCCCAUCAAUGAAUGCCCAUCCUAUCAUAGAUACUAAUCAGAAAAACAAACUCACAAAAAAUAACAGCAAAGUAUUAUUGUGUGAUCGAAUAAUUCAAUCAGCAAUAAAAAAUAAACAAAUUGAAGAUUGGAUUGCUCAGCAUCAACACGUCACUGGAGAAAGUAAUCUUUGCUCAAAAGGUACUCAAACUCGUAUAAGCAGUAUUAAAACUGGAACUGGUUUCUCCUUGACCAGUGAACCACAUCAUUAUGUGAGUGUUGUAAUUCCAAAUAAUUGUGCUGUACCUAGUAAACAAUCUGCACUGCACAAUGAUGAACUAAAUACAACCAAGUCACGUUUGUUAAAUGUACACAAGCAUUAUAGAAAACUAAAAUUACGAUUUCAUAAACUUCACGAGGAUUACCAGAAGAUGAAUGAAAUAGCAGAGGAAUUGACUAUAGCUUUGGAAUCUUCUGUGAAAGGUCAACCUGUAAAUUUAGAUAUGAUUUUACAGUCUUGUAUGAAAAUUUUCCCAGAUAGGUUUAGUAAUAGAGAUAUACAAACUGAUUCAGAGGAUACUUGUGUUGAUUCGAAAGAAGAAACGUCCAAAAAUGUUCCUGCCAUAGAAGAGCAAUCGAUCCUUCUAAAUAAUACUCCAGUGCCGCCUAAAUUACUAGAUUAUAAAAAAAUAAAACUGCACUUAAAAAGUACAGACAUGAAAACCAAACUGCUCUUGCUACAAGCAUUACGUCGUAAACUUACUAGAAGUCAACAGCAACAUAGGGAUCAAACUAUUCAUGAGUAUAGAAACAAAGAUUUACUGGGUAUUCAAGAAAUUAUGUCAAAUGUAAAUUCAAAAAACGUUCUAUUUAACAUCUUGCCUCCAAUAAAUGCGGACAUUUCAAUGAGUUUGAUUCAACAAACUAGCUCUAGAUUUUUAAAUACGAUCGCGUCUUUAAGCGCUGGUCGUACUUAUUUGGCACAGGGCCCAAUAGUACUAAAUGCUAUCAUCAAGUAUCUCGACAGUUGUAACGAUGGAAGCGGCGACGCGGUGACUCUUGAUAUGCUGCUGGCAACCCUUCAAAAAAUGUCUUUGCGGAAGCAGCAGAGGAACUAUAUGGUCAAAGCUAAUUUAGUAGAGUGGCUGAUACAUCAUCUCCAUAAUGAAAACUGCAGAAUGGGAGCGUACAGAUUAGAAUAUACGUGUGCCCUGUUAAUGAAUCUCUCGCUUCAAAGUGCAGCUCGUUCUAGAGCAUCGGUCAUAGCUCCGCUUUUAAUUUCAACAAUGAUAAACUUAUUGACGUUCGAUCACGUAGCAAUAUUGCCGUACGUAAACGGAGCCUUACAAAAUUUUUUGCUGAAUAAUGAGAUUAACGAAGAAGCUAAGAAGUUGCGUCUUGCGGAAGUACUGGAAUACCACCGAGUAAAAAGCGGUGAAGAGCUUAGGAAUCACUUCGCGCAUACUUUAAAGAUACACAGAAGAGAAUGCGAAGAAAACUUAUCGGACGACGAUGAAUUUCCAGAUGAAGACGACGAAGUAUUUGACGUGAUGGAAAGUGAAUUAGAAGAGAAUGACUUGGUUAAAGUUGAAUUGGGAGAGCUCCAAGGCGAGAGUUUAUUGGCUGUGUGCUAUUCUGUGUCUAGUUUUCAUUCGCAAUCGAAUAAGGUUUUUGAUAAGAAAGUAGUAGAAAUACCCGUUAGGAGAAACAGCGAUUCACUAUCCAGGGAAAGUAAACCAGGAUUAAACGCCUCAAUGAUAACCGUUACAAGUGAAACCACAUUCGACGAUUCUAAAACAGAAACUUCUGAGAGGAAAAGUGGCACAAUACCGGUGGCUAAAGCGCCAAAGAAAAUUUUGCCCCUGAACAUAGACAACAGUGAUGCCCCAAAGGAAGAAGAGGAGGACGCUUUUACAGCAAAACCGAAGUUGAUGCGAACUCCGCCGGCUUCGGCCCGAGACGAAAGGACUCGAGAGAAGCUAACGACAAAGAGGACACGAAGCGAGACGAAAUAACGUUACUUUUCACUUUUGUAAUGAGAACAAGUGCCUUUUCUGUAAACGCAACAAUUUUUUUUUAUUAACAAAGUCAGUACAAAACUAAGCUCCUAUAGAAGUACAUAGUUACAUUUACAUACGCAUUACGAGUACAGUUUAAUAAAUAUUCACAAUCGCAACCGCAGCACACGUUUAUAUAAGAUAACAUUCGCUCUCGUCGUUAAACAUUAAGAUAUAUAAUAUAUAAAAUGUCGAUUUUCUUACAAACUUGAAUAAAACACCACGGAUUGUACAAUGACA